GUCAAGUUUAGUCCCAGUAAAAACGCACACCCCACGCACCUAUAGACGAAUUCGCCACGCAGCACCCGAUUCUUGUAACAAUGAUCGUAGUGUACCACCUCAACAACGGCCGCUCACAGCGUAUUCUUUGGCUUCUGGAAGAGCUGGGUGUACCUUACGAGGUCAAGCGAUUUGAGCGUAUGCCAGAUUAUACAGCACCGCCAUCGCUCUUGGAAGUGCACCCAUUAGGGAAGUCUCCUAUUAUAGAAGACAUAGGAGAAAGUGUAGUAGUUCUGGCGGAGAGCAAUGCAAUCAUAACAUAUCUGAUUCAGAAGUACGGAGGAAAGCAAACUUUGAGUGUAGAAGGAGCGCUGGAUGAUCUCUAUUAUACGCACUACGCAGAAUCAACUCUCAUGCCUUUGGUAGUAAUCUGGCAAAGGUUAUCCCGUUUCGCUAAUCGUGCCCCUUGGUACCUCCAGCCAAUAUUCCGUUAUGUUCUUGGAGCCUACAGGGAGAUGUAUGUUGACCCGGAACUUCCAAGAAAUAUUGAUAUGAUCGAGAAACAUCUCAGCGAAAACUCAUGGUUCGCUCGCGGGUCUGAUGGGCCCACUGCUGCAGAUUAUGCGAUGAUAAUAGGAUUGGAAGGAUUGAGGGCAGGGAGGGCAAUCGUAUUAGAGAAGCAUCAAGCGAUAGUCAGAUAUAUAGACAAGGUUCAUGCUCGAUCUGCAUACCAAUCAGGGUUAAGGAAAGGCGGAGCAUUUGCAUAUGCCAAGCAGGUUGAAGCUGCUUGAAAUGGAUGUCUUGCGCACAAGGCUAGCAUUGAUGAUGACGAAGAAGCGAAGACUAUGGUUAAUGUAUUUGAUCGAGUUCCUCGACACCCAUAUGGUUCCACCUAGUAAAUUUAUUGGAUAUAUACAAUGUCAUUUCUGAAUUAGACUUUGUAUCGACGGCCAGUCUUUGUAAAAAAGGUUUGCAGAACGUAGAC
Molecule: messenger RNA, 964 nt
Organism: Lentinula edodes (shiitake mushroom)
Lineage: Eukaryota; Fungi; Basidiomycota; Agaricomycetes; Agaricales; Omphalotaceae
Product: thioredoxin-like protein
Exons: 7
Coding region: 81-770 (229 amino acids)
Source: RefSeq, a predicted model, not a curated record